This is a messenger RNA of Paramuricea clavata, 1252 nucleotides long. The record is from the annotation of a GenBank genome assembly. NCBI's taxonomy places the organism in Eukaryota, Metazoa, Cnidaria, Anthozoa, Malacalcyonacea, Plexauridae.
AUGGCGUCGGGAGAAUAUGACAGUGAUGAUUCUGAAAACGAAAUUUCACAAAGACACGGCGACUUACCUCAGGGUUUUGAAAAGGAUUUAAUGGAAUUUUAUUUUACUAAAGGCUUUACGUACAAGCACAUUACUUUAAUGCCUGAAAAACAUCAUAAUAUUGACAUGAAUGAACGAACUUUAAAGCGUAGGCUAAAAGACUAUGGCUGUUCAAGAUGUGGCAAAGUGGAUAACGAAUUAGAGACACAAGUAAGAAAUAUUAUUGUGGACGAAAUCGGUAAUGGCCCGGAUAGCCUUGAUGGCUAUAGAAUCAUGUGGCACAUAUUACGUAUUAGACAUCAUAUCAACAUUCCUCGACGUCUCGUGGCAAGAAUCCUCAGAGAAGUAGACCCGCAAGGCGUAGAGCAAAGAAAGCGCAGGUGUUUAAAACGUAGAACUUAUGUUUCACCAGGUCCCAAUUUUUGCUGGCACAUUGAUGGCUACGACAAGUUGAAGCCAUUUGGCUUCUCUAUACACGGCUGUGUCGAUGGAUUUAGCAGAAGAAUACUUUGGCUUGAGGUACAAAGAUCGAAUAAGAAUCCAAGAUCUGUAGCACAGUAUUUUUUAAAGUAUGUACAAGCAGCGAGGGGAUGCCCAACAUGUGUGUAUAUUGAUCCUGCAUGGCACUGAAAACGGACUAAUUGCUGGAAUGCAAUGUUAUUUGCGAGCUGAAGGAUUAGAUGAGUAUGCGGGGUCAGAGUCUCAUAAAUAUGUAUCUAGCACUCGAAAUCAAAUAAUUGAAUGCCAGUGGUCUCACUUCAGAAGAUAACGUUCAAGUUGGUGGAUCGAUUUCUUCCAUGACCUCAACGAAUCUGCUAUUCUUGACCUCACCAGUGAGAUACACAUGGAAGCAUUGUGGUUUGGUUUUGCAGACCAACUCCAGACAGAUCUUGAUAACGUUAAAGAGUACUGGAACUCCCACAACAUCAGGAAGUCUAGCCAUGCCACAGUCUCGGGGGGUCCCGGACAUGAUGUUUUUUUGCCUGAAGAGUUUGGACACCAUGAUUGUUUGCGUCCAGUGUCUUUGGAAAAAAUGGGAGAGCUAAAGAACAGGCUAGAAGGUGGUGAUGAGGAGGAAGAUGAAAGAAACAUUUCAAUUUUUGAAGAGUACUUUCACUAUGUCAUGGAAAGCAAUAGCUUGAAUCAUCCAUUAACUAUUACAGAAGCAGGAGUUCUGUUUGAGAAGCUAGUUCAGUUCGCCUGUUCCAAUUAA